Apis cerana (Asiatic honeybee) is the source of this 361-nucleotide messenger RNA. RefSeq lists its product as uncharacterized. The record is from RefSeq and is a predicted model, not a curated record. NCBI's taxonomy places the organism in Eukaryota, Metazoa, Arthropoda, Insecta, Hymenoptera, Apidae.
GUGUUUACGAGAUGAACGGGUUCGUGGAGGGUGCCACGUUCGAGAGUAUCGUGCAAUACGUGUUGAAGAACAUGAAGAUUACCCAAGCGCGCGCCGGCUACCUGGUAAUGGAGGUUCUCAAAGCGGGAGUCGCUCUAGGAAGGAUCAAGAAGACCCCGUGCGGCACUUACGUCCUGACCAACGAUAAAUCUGCCCCCACGCCUAGCAUCAGGGAACCGCGAUUCAGCGACGACAGCGAGUACGACGUGUCGUCCGAAGGAAGCUCGUAACCCAAACUCUUCCUCUCAAACCCACGAAACCCACGUCUUCUUUUUGUAUCAUUCUCCAUGUUUAUUAAAAUAUACCUCGAUUCGUCGAAUAA